Messenger RNA from Sesamum indicum (sesame), 815 nucleotides. NCBI's taxonomy places the organism in Eukaryota, Viridiplantae, Streptophyta, Magnoliopsida, Lamiales, Pedaliaceae. The record is from RefSeq and is a predicted model, not a curated record.
CUCCCACAUACCUACCCACACACAAAAUUUGCAACACAAAACUCACACAACACCACUGACAAUUUCCCUCUUCAUCUCUCCCUUUCAACCCUCAAACAUGAAUCCUUCAGACAAACUCUACUACCUCAAAAAGCUCACACAAAUCCUACUCCCAAUCUCCCUUUUCUCCCUCCUAUUCUCUCAUGAAUCCUCACUUCCUCCCAUGAUGCUCCAAUCCUAUGAUUAUCUUGUCUCAAGUCUUUCCACCAACUUCUUCACCUACACAAGUGAGAGGAACUACGUGUUCCUCCUAUGCAAUGGGAUUCUUGCCCUCAUCAUAGGAACAUCGUUCGAGUCGGGCUCAAAGGGUAUCAGAUUUCGUGAUCGUCACCCUGAACGAGUCAAUGAAUUUCAAGAAAAGACUAAGUCGAUAGAGGUUGUCGUAAAAUUAGCCGAAGAAGCAGAGGGAAGGGAGGAAAAUGGUCCGUCAUCGUCUCCUAUUGCAGAAGUUGACAAAUACGUGGAAUUAAAUUGUCAAAACUGCGAUGAGAUUGAGGAAGAUGAAGAAGAGGAUGGGGUUGAUGACGACCAGGGGUGCUUGAGUGAAGAUGAAAUGAACAAGAAAUUCGAUGAUUUUAUCAAGAGGAUGAAGCAAGAAUUUCACGGCGUACGAAAUAAUUCAAUUAUUCAAUGAUCAUCGUGUUUAAUUUGUAAUGAUCUUAGUGAGUUUAACUUUAAUUUUUUGGCUUAUGAUGAGCACUUAUGAUCAAUUAUAGAUAUUUUGAUUGAUUUUUUAUGCUAAUAAUAAUAAAUGUUGAUGGAUAAUUUAUUUAUUA